AUGAUGCUCGGAGGUGGUGGUAGUUCUCAACCAAUAAUGGUUUUAAACGCAAAUACAAAACGCGAUCAAGGAAAAAAGGCUCAAUUUAGCAAUAUAUUUGCUGCUAAAACCAUCGCUGAUACCAUUCGUACAUGUCUUGGUCCCCGGGCUAUGCUCAAAAUGGUUCUCGAUCCAAUGGGUGGGAUUGUUUUGACCAACGAUGGCAAUGCUAUUUUACGUGAAAUCCAAGUACAACAUCCAGCUGGUAAAUCAAUGAUUGAAAUCAGCCGAACUCAAGACGAAGAAGUUGGUGACGGAACAACAAGUGUCAUCAUCUUGGCUGGGGAAUUGUUGGCCCAAACUGAACAAUAUCUUCAACAAGGUUUACAUGCUACAGUAGUCAUUCGUGCGUACCGAAAAGCGCUCGAAGAUUGUAUUGAUAUCAUGAAGACAAAGGCCAGCAUCGCGAUUGAUAUAAAAAACCGUGAUGAAAUGUUACGUGUUGUUAAAAGUUGUAUUGGAACAAAAUAUCUUUCGCGAUGGAGUGACUUAGCUUGCCAAAUAUCACUCGACGCAGUACAAACAGUCAUGAUCGAGGAACAUGGCCGACGAGAAAUCGACAUUAAACGCUAUGCUCGUUUCGAAAAGAUUCCGGGUGGUUCAAUUGAAGAUUCAUAUUUACUUAAAGGCUGUAUGUUAAACAAAGAUGUUGUUCACCCGAAAAUGAAACGACGCAUUGAAAAUCCUCGUAUCGUUUUACUCGAUUGUUCACUCGAAUACAAAAAAGGUGAAAGUCAAACAUCUCUCGAAUUUAGUGGCGAACCCGAUUUCACACGAAUGUUGCAAUUGGAAGAAGAAAGUAUUCGGGCAAUGUGCCAAGAUGUUAUCGCAGUCAAACCUGACGUAGUUGUUACAGAAAAAGGCAUUUCUGAUGUUGCUGCUCAUUAUUUGGCUGCAGCUGGUAUAUCAGCCGUUCGCCGAACAAAAAAAUCCGACAACAACCGAAUUUCUCGAGCAACAGGCGCAUCGAUUGUUAACGAUACAGCUGAUCUGAAAGAAGAAGACGUCGGUACAGGUUGUGGUCUUUUCGAAAUACGAAAAAUUGGCGAUGAAUAUUAUACAUUCUUCGAUCAAUGCAAAAAUCCUAAAGCAUGUACCAUCAUUUUACGUGGUGCUAACAAGGACGUGUUAAAUGAAAUCGAACGCAACUUUCAAGAUGCUAUGAAUGUUACACGUAACGUUAUGCUUGAACCACGUUUAACACCAGGUGGCGGCGCCGUUGAAAUGGCACUUUCAAGAGCACUUGAUGCUAUGAGUAACAGUGAAGGGACAUCAAACGAUGAAUUCUUCAAAGGUGUUGAAAAAUACCCGUACAAGGCUGUCAGUCGAGCAUUAGAAAUUAUUCCUCGUACAUUGAUUCAAAACUGUGGUGGUAAUGUUAUUAAACAAUUGACCACACUUCGUGCUAAACAUAGCCAACAAGCCGAUCAAUUCACCUGGGGUAUUGAUGGCGAAACUGGCCAAUUGGUCGACAUGCACAAGUUCGGUAUCUGGGAGCCAAUUGCUGUUAAAAUGCAAACGAUCAAAACAGCUAUUGAGACUGCCAUUUUAUUACUCCGUAUUGAUGAUAUCGUAUCAGGUACCAAGAAAGCAAGUACAUUAACGGAUGGACCCGGACAAGGUGAUGGCAAGAAGAAGAAAGAUGACGAUGAAAAUAAACCAACGGACGAAUCGAACAAGGAAUGA
This is a messenger RNA of Adineta ricciae, 1725 nucleotides long. The record is from the annotation of a GenBank genome assembly. Lineage: Eukaryota; Metazoa; Rotifera; Eurotatoria; Adinetida; Adinetidae.